Molecule: messenger RNA, 1959 nt
Organism: Aphidius gifuensis
Lineage: Eukaryota; Metazoa; Arthropoda; Insecta; Hymenoptera; Braconidae
Product: WW domain-binding protein 4
Exons: 9
Coding region: 188-1393 (401 amino acids)
Biological process (GO): mRNA splicing, via spliceosome
Cellular component (GO): nucleus; precatalytic spliceosome
Molecular function (GO): zinc ion binding; RNA binding; protein binding
Source: RefSeq, a predicted model, not a curated record
UCAAUUUAUAAAUAAAUUAUAUUGAUAAUUAAUUAAACAAUUUAAUUUUCAACAGUUUAUUUGAUUAUAAAAUUUGUGAUUUCGGAGUAAAAGUUUGUGUUUUUGUUUUUAAUAAAAGUGAGGUUACGUUGAUGACUGAAAAUUUGACAAAUUAAUUAACAACAAUAAGGAUAAAUAAAUAUAAAAAAUGGCUGAUUACUGGAAAUCUCAAGGACGUAAAUUUUGUGAUUUUUGCAAAUGUUGGACUGCUGAUAACAAGCCAAGCAUUGAAUUUCAUGAAAAUGGCAAAAAACAUAAAGAAAAUGUUGAAAAAAGGCUCAAAGAAAUUCAUAAAAAUAGUGCAAAACAAAUGAAAAUAACAAAAAAAUAUGAAAGUGAUAUUAAAAAUAUGGAAAAUGCUGCUAUGGCAGCUUAUCUCAAAGAUUUGGAGGGUAAUCAAAUGGAUCUGACUGCUCAACAAUUAGUUCGAGAUAAAAAGAAAAGAAUUGAACAAUCAUCAUUUGUUGAUACAAAUCCAAAUCAAAUGCCUAUGACACCUCUCGAGACAAACCCUCGUCACAAAAGCAGUAAAAAUUUGCCUGGAGGUAUUGAUUUUUGUGACCCAUCAUCAUUUCAACGUGUUCAAGCAAGAGAAUCAAGACAACAAAUUUCAGCAUCAAAUGAAACCAAUAAUAAAACACCUGGAACAAAAAAAAAUGAUAAAAAAAUUAAAGAAGAUGAUCAACCAAAAAGUUACAUGCAAAAACUUUGGUAUGAAGCUAAAAGUCCUGAAGGAUGGACUUAUUAUUGGCACACUGAGACACAUGAAAGAAAAUGGGAAAUUCCAGUAGAAGGAUACAUGUCAAUUGCUGAACAAGAAGAGGAAGUGAAGGAGCAAGCACUCCAGUUGAAACUUUUAGAUCAAUUGGAAAAAGAAGAGCUCAUUGAGAAAGCUGAUAUUAUUGAAGAACAAAGAGCCAAUGCUGAGCGUGAAAGAUUAAAGGAAUUUAGAAAAAAUAAAGUUAAUACUGGGAGAAAUAAAACAGGUGAUGGUGUAAGUCAAGAAACUACAAAACAAGAUGAUCAUCAAGAAGAGGAAGAAGAAGAAGAAGAGGAAAAAAUACCUUAUCGACGAGACUACAGUGUUCCUGAUAGAGUUGAUCCUUAUGGACCCUGGAAGAUUGUUGAAAUAAAACCGAAAAAAGUUAUUAAUCUUCAGCUUCCAGAACAGAGAAAAGUUAUUGAAGUUAAACCAAAGCAAGCAGCUCCAGUUCCUGUUCGAAUAUUUAAAGAAAAAGUUGUUACUAAAAUUCAUUCUGAUGAUAGUGAUGAUGAAGGUAGCAGCACACCAGUAUUUAAAAAACGUAAAUUUGGUAAUAAAAAUACCAGAAAAAGGCUAGAUGAUGAUGAAUAAUUGAUAAAAUAUUUUUUAAAAUAGUUAAAUUGUCAUUUUUAUUAAGUAUUUUACAAAAACAUUUUUUUUUUUUUUAAAUUAAAAAAUUCGUAAAAUAAAAAUAAUUGUAUAUUUUAAAUGUUUAAUUUAUUAUUGUUUUGAAAAAUAUUAAAAUUAAGUUAUUGCAAAAGUUAAUUGUAUUCUAGUUAAUUGAACAUUAGUAAAAUAUUAUUUUAUAACAUUUAAAUUGUCUUUGUAAAAAUAUCAAUCGAAAUUUUCAAUUCGAAAUGAUUUUUUCGAUUCGAAAUUAUUAUUUCGAUUGAAUUUUGCAAAGUUGCUUCGUGUACAACAGUCGGUUAUAAAGUAGCAAAUCUUCUUACAAUAGCCACAAAUAAUUUCACAGCGCUUCUAAAGCUAGGUCAGGUUUUUGCAUCACAAGCAAGUCAACAAUCAACAAGGCCAGGAGAUCAAAAAAGAACAAAAAAAACAAGUUAUAAUUAUUAUUUAAUCAUUAAAUAAACAAUGUCAUGGCAUUGUAGUGGAUCAACAAAUCAAGAAAUGAUGCAAAUAUACUGUCAACUGAAAGA